Messenger RNA from Metarhizium acridum CQMa 102, 2466 nucleotides. RefSeq lists its product as uncharacterized. The record is from RefSeq and is a predicted model, not a curated record. NCBI's taxonomy places the organism in Eukaryota, Fungi, Ascomycota, Sordariomycetes, Hypocreales, Clavicipitaceae. Gene Ontology annotation, molecular function: carbohydrate binding; peptide-N4-(N-acetyl-beta-glucosaminyl)asparagine amidase activity. Gene Ontology annotation, cellular component: nucleus; cytosol. Gene Ontology annotation, biological process: protein quality control for misfolded or incompletely synthesized proteins; carbohydrate metabolic process; glycoprotein catabolic process.
AUGGUGCAUGUGCAGACACUCGGCUGGCUUUCUGCCAUUCUGCUUGCCUCUUUUCCACGAGCCAAUGCACAAGGGCUCGGCCGCAUAGACCCCCUUGAAUACGUUGACGUACUGAUCGGGGCAAGUAAUGGCGGCAACGUAUUUCCCGGUGCAACUGUGCCGUAUGGCAUGGCGAAGGCGGUUGCAGACACGACCAGCGGCAGCAACCAAGGUGGGUUUACUCUCGAUGGUGCUCCGGUAUCUGGGUUCAGUGUUCUUCACGACUCAGGAACUGGUGGUUCGCCCUCGUUGGGGAACUUUCCAUUGUUCCCAUAUAACAAAUGCGAGGGCGGUGAUGUGAACAACUGCGCGUUCCCCAAGAAGACGCGUGUAAAUUUUGGCAAGUUUGCCAACGAGAGCGUCAAGGCGAAACCAGGAUACUUUGGCAUCACUCUUCAAAGCGGACCCCAGGUCGAAAUGACAGCUACAAAACAUACAGCAUUGUUCCGCUUCACCUUCAAGGGCGCUGCUGCGGGCGACAAGCCUCUUAUACUCCAGGAUCUCAGCGAUCUUUCAGACUCGCGACAAGACAACGGGACUAUCAAAGUCGACCCCGAGACUGGCCGCAUCACGGGCAGUGCCAUAUUCGUUGCCAGUUUUGGCCAAGGCAAAUAUCAGCCUUUUUUCUGUACCGACUUUCACGGCACGGACAUUGCGGACAGCGGCAUCUAUGCCGACAGCCGCGCCAGCACUGAUGUUCACGAACUCAAGCUUUCCCGCUCAAUCAACGGCUACCCUCUGCCCGGCGGUGCCUUUGUUCGCUUUGUUGACGGAAACAACCCCGUCCACGCCCGCGUUGGUAUGAGUUUCAUUAGCAGCGAACAGGCCUGCGCCAAUGCCGAGGGCGAGAUGCCCGAAUUCGACUUUGAUAAGCACGCUCGCGACGCGCAGGAUGCUUGGCGACAGAAGCUGUCUCCCAUUACCGUGGAUCCAAAGGGAGUAGAUGGGAGCUUUGUGAAGAACUUCUACUCGGGAGUCUACCGAACCAUGGUGAAUCCGCAGAACUAUACGGGAGAGAAUCCACUCUGGCAGGACGGUGAGCCCUACUUUGACUCAUUUUAUUGCAUAUGGGAUUUAUUUCGCUCGCAGUUUCCGUUCCUGACGAUUGUUGAUCCGGAGGCCGUUGCCCAAAUGAUUCGCUCACUUAUUUCAACGUAUGAGCACGACGGCUGGCUGCCAGACUGCCGAAUGAGUUUCAGCAGAGGCUACACUCAAGGCGGCUCCAAUGCUGACAAUGUAUUGGCGGAUGUUUACAUCAAAGGCAUCACAGCCGGCAUUGACUGGGACAAGGGGUACGCGGCGGUCAAGAAGGAUGCUGAGGAGGAGCCAUACGAUUGGUGCUGCCGCGGCCGAGGAGGCAUCGACUCAUGGAAGAAGCUGGGAUAUGUGCCGGUUCAAGACUUUGACUACAAGGGAUUCGGAACUCUGACAAGAUCCAUCAGCCGCACCAUAGAGUAUGCCUACAACGACUUCUGCAUCUCGCAGAUGGCAAAGAGCCUCGGCAACAAGGAAGAAGAGGAAAAGUACAUUGCCAGCAGUGGAAACUGGCAGAACUUAUACAGGGCGGAUCAGCCGUCCUCGCUGCCAGACGGCACAACCACGGGCUUCACAGGAUUCUUUCAACCAAGAUAUCUGAACAGGACGUGGGGAUACCAGGAUCCCCUCAAAUGCAGCAACACCGACUCCAAGAGCGUUUGCUCUCUUCAGAAUAGUGGCCCCGAGACGUUUGAAAGCAGCGUCUGGGAAUAUGGCUUUUUUGUCCCCCACGACCAAGCACAGCUCAUCACCCUCUACGGAGGCCCGGACAAAUUCGUCAACCGCUUAAACUACCUCCAUGACAAAGGAAUCACCUACAUUGGCAACGAGCCCGCAUUCUUAACCGUCUUUCAGUAUCACUAUGCUGGGCGCCCGGCUGAAUCCGCCCGUCGCAGUCACUUUUACAUACCGAAAUACUUUUCCCCCAAGCCCGACGGCCUACCUGGCAAUGACGACAGCGGCGCCAUGGGCUCGUUCCUCGCGUUUUCCAUGAUGGGGCUAUUUCCGAACCCGGGACAGAGUGUGUAUCUCAUUACGCCCCCGUAUUUCGAGAGCGUCAAGAUCAAGCAUCCUCUUACCAAGAAGACGGCCAUAAUUAGAAACGUUCAUUUUGACCCCACUUACAAGAAUAUAUAUAUUCAGAAUGCCACCCUGAAUGGCAAGCCGUACACAAAGAACUGGAUUGACCAUUCAUUCUUCACGGAGGGCAAGGAGCUUGUUCUCACUCUUGGCGCCACGGAGAGUUCUUGGGGGACCGCUGUUAAGGACUUACCUCCUAGCCUCAGCUCGUACACGGGAUUCAACGGGACUGAAGGCAAGCGUUCUGUACGGGCACCAAGAGGGGAUGGGAGCUAUCGCGGAGAAUUCCGAAGCGAUGAUUUGGGUAUCUGA